Drosophila virilis is the source of this 4056-nucleotide messenger RNA. RefSeq lists its product as uncharacterized. The record is from RefSeq and is a predicted model, not a curated record. Gene Ontology annotation, molecular function: protein binding. Gene Ontology annotation, cellular component: plasma membrane; extracellular matrix. NCBI's taxonomy places the organism in Eukaryota, Metazoa, Arthropoda, Insecta, Diptera, Drosophilidae.
CAUUAGCAUUGCAUAGUUAAAUCCUCUUUGCACAAGUACCAAUUGCUGCGUCGGAAAUAUUGGAGAUUUAACUUUUUUUUAAAAUGCUAUAAGCAGCGGUGUAAUAUGCAAUCGCACAAUGAGACACAUAUAAUGCCAUAUAAGUUUUUGAGAUUACACACGGAAAAAUGGAAACAAUAUCCAAGAUCUCCCUGAUAUUGGCUGCAUUGUUUGUUAACAUUGCGGUCGCCGCCAAUGCGGAAAAUCAACUCGGCUGUGUCACCGCGUACAGCCCAAGGAACGUCACGUUGCAGACGCAGGGUAGAGCCAUAGGAGUCAAGGGAACGGGAGCAGUAACGACUCGAACGUGGCAAGAGCACGAAUUCUCCCUGCUGGGUUACAAGUUCCAUUUGCCCUUUGUGGGUCAUGCUGUCGACUCAGAUGUAGACGAUGGUGAUAGUCUCGAUGAUGCCUGGCUGCUAGAUAACAGCGCGCAGCCAAUGUACACCAGACAGGAGGAACAACUAGAACAGGAAAGCUCCGAGCAGGGUGAUCCUGCCAACAGCAUUGUAAAGCUACGCUGUCAGAAUACAAGCGUAACAGAGAUCAAUGCCCAGCUGCUGUUUAAUCGCCAUAUAAACUAUGAGCAGGUGACACUGAUGCAUGUGCCAGGCAAUCCUGACGAAUCACUGCAACUGCAACCGUACGAGAGCAUACGGCAAUUUAAAUGGAUGCUUAGUUCACUGCAGGACGACACAUUACAGCGACUCUUUGAGCAAUAUGGGCAACGUUUUGAUACUGUUGAAACUUUGGACUUGAGCGAGAAUCGGCUGAGCUGCAUCCACUGGGCGCAGCCACAGGCCAUGCGCCGCCUUAAAGUACUUAAGCUGAGUGGCAAUCGCUUAGCCAACUGCAGCCUGGCCGAGCUACAGCAUAUGAAUCAUCUGUUGGAGCUGCACUUGGAUCGCAACGAGCUGCGGGCACUGCCCGUACACUUUGUGCAUCAGCUAAGCGAGCUCCGACUGCUGAAUCUUACCGAUAAUGAGCUGGCCGAGCUGCCCCGCAACAUAUUUGAGGGUGCACUGCAGCUGGAGUUGCUGCAUCUGGCCGGCAAUCGGUUGACCGUUUUGCCCUUCCAGCUUUUCCAGACGGCGCGUGAACUGCGCCUGUUGGAUCUCAGCAAUAAUCGCCUGCUCUCGUUUCCUGACAACUUCUUUGCACUCAAUAAUCAGCUGCGUCAGCUGCAGCUGCAAAGCAACCAACUGCAGUCCAUAGGCAAGCAUAGCCUGUAUAAUCUUCGCGAGCUGCGGCAUCUGGAUCUAUCACAGAAUGAGCUGGGCAGCAUUGAUCGCAAGGCCUUCGAGUCGCUGGAACAUCUCGUAACACUCAAUAUAUCUGGCAACAAACUAAAGCUGCUGUCCUCCAUAAUAUUCCAGCCACUUGGAGAACUGCAGCAAUUAGAUCUUAGUCGGAAUCAGUUCAAGCAGUUGCCCGAUGGACUCUUUCAGACGCAACGUAAAUUGGUGUUGCUGCGAAUCGAUAAAACCCCUCUGCAGCAGCUGCCCAAUUGGAUAUCCCGCAACGAGGACUACGUGGACGGGCAAAUACUUCAACGUCUGCGCUAUCUGUCCAUGCAGCAGAAUACGCAGCUCACCCAGCUGCCCGCUACGUUGUUUGCCAAUGUGCGAAAUCUGCGUGAGCUGCUGCUGGCCGACAACAGUCUGUCCAAGCUGCCCUCACAGAUCGGCAGCCUGACGCGUUUGCAGCGUCUUAGUGUGCGCGGCAAUCGCCUGGGCUCGCUGCCGGAGAGCCUCAAAGAGCUGAACAAGCUGCAAUAUUUAAACAUCUUGGGCAAUGAGUAUAUUUGUGAUUGCAGCAUGUACUGGCUCACCGGUUGGCUAACAAAUGCGACGACCUCGUUGCGACGGGCAGCCAUAGCUGCCAAUCGUACACUUGAUUCGUAUGAGCAUAUUGACAACCAGAUUGAUGCACUCAGCUGUCAAUAUGGCUAUCCCGGGGACAUGUUGCGCGUGCUUAGCAAUCUCAACUGUAGCGUGCCCGUUGUGGUGCAAUCCUCAGAGCCCAAGAUGUACAGACUACACGCCACCGCCAAGCUUGAGUGCAUGGUCUUCGGUAGCCCAACACCGGAUAUUAUUUGGGUGACGCCACGUCACAAGAUUUUGCGUCAUCACGCCGAUCCUGACAAGCGACCCAUCAUCAUCAACAGCGAUAAAGAACAUCAGCCCAGUAAAUUUGAACUUUUCGCCCUGACGGACGACAGCAACGCCCAGACGUUGCACAUAAACAUCAGCAGGCAGAAGAGCAUUGUGGGUCAGCGUGUGGUGCUCAUCGAGAACGGCUCGCUGCUGGUGCAUAAUAUAUCUCGCGGGGACAGCGGCCUCUACACCUGCUAUGCCUUCAAUGUGAUGGGCAAUGCAUCGGCUGGCAUAAGACUCUACAUUGAUCCCAUUGUAUUUUAUCGUGUCAAAAUCGAGAGCCUUCUGGCUGGCACACUGCUUGCAACGGCAUUUUUGUUGCUCACACUCCUGGUGCAAGGAUUGCGCAGCUGCCUGGCUAGAUUCGGUGUCUGCGAUCGUUUGUCCUGUUGUGCGAAUCGCAAUAAGAAGUCACCGAGAUCGCGGCAAAUUUACGCAAUGCUGGACAGCAUUGAGAGCUACAAGAGCCAGCAGCUGGAGCGUUUGCGUGAGAAUUAUGCACAGCAGGUGCAUCGUAUCCGGGAGAAUUGCGCACAGCAAGUCGAGUGGAUACAGAGCAGCUACACUACGCAGGCCAAGCACAUUAAGGAGUUCCGCGACAUGGGCUCCAAUCAUCUAACCGCACUAAAAGAUCAAUACUGCGAUCAGGUGAAGAAGGUGCGCGACUAUUCCACCGGCCAAUUGAGCUGGGUGCGCGAGAACUAUGUCUUCCAGCGCAAUAAAAUCCGCAAAUUCAGUGCCCACCAGGUGUUGCGACUACGCGAAGGCUACAAGUAUCAGCAGCAGUCAUUGAACAAAGUGCUGGAAAAUCUGCCAAGCUUCUAUUUCGAGAACUGUCGCAGUCGCUGCGAGGAGGAUAUUGUUGAGGACAUAGACUGUUACUUAAAGAGCCAAAUGGAGAAGGAGCUGCACAUACAGAAAAUUAAAUCACGUCUGAUGGUCGCUGACAAUUCGGCUAGCAAGGCAUCUCUUUAUUAUACGCCGCCAGAGGACGAUCUAUUUCAUCGCUCUCAGCUGAACCUGCAGACUACGCCAAUACAUAUAAACUAUAUUGACGAGAAUCUGGAUCAUCAGAAGUUGGAGUUGUACGACUUUAAAAUAGAUCCGCAAAUGUUGCUCUUUAGCAAAUCAGAACUGUAUGUUAAUCCAGAAGGCGCAAGCAGCAGUCAGGCAGCUGCCAUGGCAGCUUUACUUGGCUGCAGCAUCGAGGAUAACAACCAGAAUGCGCAGCUUUUGGAGGAGCAUGUUAGUCAUGUGGAGAUGACUAAACUGAAGGAUGCAAGUGAUGUUAAAAAUUCCAAAUCGUGUCCUGCUAUUUAUAAGGUAUCCAAACAGCAAGAUGGUAGCACGCUGCACGAGCUGCUCACCGAAGACGGAUCACCACAUCAGAUGGUGCAUCUCAAUCCAGUCGACGAGUCGACAUUGACGACGUUGCAGAUGCCCAAGGAGAAGCUAAACAUCGUUGUGGACGACAGUGACGAAGACGAAGACCGGUUAUCUCAAGAUCAGAUCAAUACAGAACUAGAAGAUUCCAAUACGCCGCCGGCGCCCGCGUUAGCCGCAUGCAACUCCAACAGCUUCCCUGACAACUGCAGUCAAUCCUAUCAGCCGGCCAGUGCGCAGCCUGCUUGCAACACGUAGAGAUUUUAUUAAUUUUUAAAUAUGUUAUUAAAGUAAAAAAGCACACAAAUACAAAAACCCAACAAAAAUUGACGCUAAAAACACAUUAAACAAAUGUUAAUGUUUAAAAUGUGUAAAAUGAAAAUGCAUCAAACAAUAAUUACGUAUAGAGUUAAUUAGUGAAACUUAAUGAAUUCAAAAACUAAACAUUGGAUGGAUUAAACAUAAAUGAAAAAAACAA